Anas platyrhynchos (mallard) is the source of this 1587-nucleotide messenger RNA. RefSeq names its product gamma-secretase subunit Aph-1b. Gene Ontology annotation, cellular component: membrane. The record is from RefSeq and is a predicted model, not a curated record. NCBI's taxonomy places the organism in Eukaryota, Metazoa, Chordata, Aves, Anseriformes, Anatidae. Gene Ontology annotation, biological process: positive regulation of catalytic activity; protein processing.
AUGACGCUCGCCGUCUUCUUCGGGUGCACCUUCAUCGCCUUCGGGCCGGCGCUCAGCCUCUUCCUCUUCACCAUCGCCCGCGACCCGCUGCGCAUCAUCAUCCUCAUCGCCGGGGCGUUCUUCUGGCUGGUGUCGCUGCUGCUGUCCUCCCUCAUCUGGUUCAUCGCGGUGAAGGCCAGCGACCCGCGCGACGAGGCGCUGCAGCGGGGGCUGCUGAUCUUCGGGGUGAUGUUCUCGGUGCUGCUGCAGGAGGCCUUCCGCUUCCUCUACUACAAGCUGCUCAGGAAGGCCAUCGAGGGGCUGGUGGCGCUCAGCGAGGACGGCUGCUCGCCCAUCUCCAUCCAGCAAAUGGCAUACGUGGCUGGCGUGGGCUUUGGGCUGAUGAGCGGUGCCUUCUCCAUGAUCAACCUCCUGGCAGACGCGCUGGGACCGGGCACCGUGGGCAUCCACGGGGACUCGCAGCUCUACUUCCUGACCUCAGCCUUCAUGACCAUGGUGUUGAUUUUCCUGCACACCUUCUGGGGCAUCCUCUUCUUCCACGGCUGCGAGAACCGGCGCUGGUGGGAGAUCGCCGCCGUCGUCCUCAUGCACCUCGCGGUUUCGGGGUCGACGUUUUGGAACCCGCUGUACGUGGGCAGCCUGGUGCCCUCCUACCUGCUGAUGGCCGCUGCUGCUGUCUGGGCUUACCUGCUCUCGGGGGGCUCUGCACAGAACCUGCGCCGCUUCCUGCUCUGUUCGCAGAGCGGAGCCAGCCCCCAGCUGGCAUCCUGAGGCCCCGCAGGACGCUCCUGUCCCCAGCUGCCCCUGCCCUCCCCUCCAUCUCGGCGACACCAUCGGCACUCGCCUCCUCUGCAAUACGUUUUUCUCCUGGAAGGGGGGGACCCCGGCCAGCCCCCGGAGGGGCAGGGACCACCACCCAGCGGACAAGUGGCACCGGGGCUGGCCUGCUCCUCUGCCCCUCCGGGGACAGCCCAGCCUGCAGGACUUGGUUUUGCUGGCCCUGAACUACCCUGCCUGGGACGGAUCCUUCCUCAGACUGAUCCCAAGGACCCCCCUCGCUUCUCCCCCCGGCGCAGAAGAUGCCCCCCUCGUCCCCUGUGCCGCUGGGGUGGAGGAAGCAGCUUUGCAAGGCGCUGUCUGGGCUGAGGCUGAGCCCUGUGGUGCUUCUUUCUCCACCUCUUCGCCCCCUGCUCACGGCAAGACGUGGCCCCAGCGCCGGACUGCAGUGAGCUGGCAUCCUGGGGGUGGCGUCGGGGGGCUGGUGUGGGGCAGGGGGGCAGCUGCUGGGGGUGGAAGGUGGUGGGAAGGGAUGUGGGGAGAUGGAUCCCAGCAGCUCCGGUUGGGUGGCCGUGGACCAGCGAGCCUGCAGCUGGUGCCAGCACGGCCUGGGGAGGGGUGCUGGGGGCUGCCCCCCGGGGAUCGUCGCCCUCUCCAGGGGCCGGAGGGGGAUUUUUCAGGCAGGCACCGGCCCUGAUGCUGUGCUUACAAGAUGGGGAUAUUGAAACAGCCCAGGGGCUCAGUGCUGAGAAGGCGGCUUUGUCCACAGUGGGCUUUUAUACCAAUAAAAAAAAAAAAAUAAGCACCAUA